This is a messenger RNA of Mucor velutinosus, 1137 nucleotides long. RefSeq lists its product as uncharacterized. Lineage: Eukaryota; Fungi; Mucoromycota; Mucoromycetes; Mucorales; Mucoraceae. The transcript has 4 exons. The record is from RefSeq and is a predicted model, not a curated record. Gene Ontology annotation, biological process: enzyme-directed rRNA pseudouridine synthesis. The coding region runs from base 1 to 1137 and encodes 378 amino acids. Gene Ontology annotation, molecular function: RNA binding; pseudouridine synthase activity.
AUGGUGAGUAGCCAGCAAGCCUCUUUUGCCACUUGUACCAACCAUCGUUUCAACGUAGGUUUACGAAAGGUAAAGCCAUACAAUUUCCAUUUCCGUGCAUAUGCAAAGGAAAGAAUGUUUGGUUCCACAGUGUUGGAUUUGUUCAUGAAAGAGUAUAGAGGUCGAUCCGAAAACUAUUAUCGAUAUGCCAUAGACAAGGGAUUGAUCACUGUCAACCAACAAAGGACAACGCCAGACACCAUCAUCAAACGGCAGGAUCUUAUCAGUCAUCUCGUGCAUCGACACGAACCGCCAGUGACAGAUCAGCCCAUAGACAUUAUCCAUCAAGAUGACACGAUGUUUGUGAUAGACAAACCUGGCAGCAUUCAGGUGCAUCCAAGUGGACGGUACAGACAUAACACAGUGCUUCAUAUCAUGCGCAAAGAGCUUGGCUAUGACAGAUUAUUUCCAUCCAACAGGCUGGAUAGAAUUACUUCGGGGCUGAUGCUGAUUUGCAAGACAUCCAAAGACGCAGACGCAUUAGGCCAUCAAAUGAGGUCUCGAAACAUUGAAAAGGAAUACAUUUGCAGAGUGUCAGGCGAGUUUCCCAGUGGCCGCAUCAUAUGUCAGGAACCCAUCAAAACGCUAAGCUACACUGUGUCCCUCAACUAUGUUCAUCCAGAGGGCAAACUUUGCGCUACACAGUUUGAACGCCUCUCUUACAAUGGCCGCACCAGUCUUGUUCUAUGCAAACCACUGAGUGGAAGAACACAUCAAAUUCGAGUGCAUUUGCGUUACCUCGGCUAUCCAAUCGCAAACGAUCCGAUCUAUGGUUACUCGACCGCAUGGUCAGAUAGAUUACUGCCAUCUGCAUCCACAUUCACCGAUCCACGCCUUCUUGCCAGUGUGCUGAAUACCAUGGUAGAGACAGCUCCAUACGACUACAUGGAUGACGACCCCACCAACACAACGCUGCCUCGUUGCGUGCAAUGCCGUGUUCCCAUCACAGACACAGAUCCAACACCUGCUCAGCUCGCACUCUGGCUUCAUGCAUACAAAUACGCUGGCAACGGCUGGAGUUACACUACCAGAAAGCUACCUCCCUGGGCAUCCGAAUCGUACAAGGAAGAGCCCAUCAUUAUACCAGCCUCAUUUUAA